AUGCCAAAGCAUGAUCAGCACAAAGAAUUGAACUUGAUGAUGAAUCGCCAAAAUGAUGAUACUGCAGUAUCCGAAGAGGUUUACAAUAUUAUCCCACUAGACAACUUCUCCGCUGAUCAUCCCUGCCGCCGGUUUCCCCAGGUCCGGCUUGCCAUUGCCGCCCUGCACGCAGUUGGUGACCUCCGCCCGCCACAAUUCUUGUCCUGGAAUCCGGACUCCGAUCUCCUCGACUGGCUAGGCCUCCACUUCGUCACAUUUAGCCAGAGAGAUCCCGGGGGUCAGCUUGUCAUAGGUUGUCGGAAAGCUACGACCACUUCUGAUAUGCAGGUAGUUAGCUCAGUCAUUAGUUUGUUAGCUGUUUCUGUUUUUUCAUUUUCUAUUUUAUUAGUUGUGUUAAAUAGCUUAUUUCACACGCUAUCAAGUAGGAUUCCCAAAGACCUGCCAUUCCACAUGGUGGUUCUCCCGGAGAAACGUCAGAACUCAAGUACUUCAUCUGCGAAAGAGAAAUGA
Molecule: messenger RNA, 510 nt
Organism: Fraxinus pennsylvanica
Lineage: Eukaryota; Viridiplantae; Streptophyta; Magnoliopsida; Lamiales; Oleaceae
Source: the annotation of a GenBank genome assembly